AUGUGCCUCGCAAGGGCACUUGCGGUAGUCUGGCGUGGUGGUUACAAUGUCGAGAUUAUGCGCUGCAGUGUCAUGGUUCGAGUCCCGCUGCAGUUGGCACUUCAGAGACUUUUUAUGCGGAUGGAUGAAGAGUGUGAAGGUCGACGAGAAUGCUCCGAUGAAGAGCAGAUCGGCGACGAGGAAACGGGAGAAGGAGAAUUGAGCAAAAUGAAGUUGCUACAGAGAAAUUGGGGUAAUGAUGAGGAAAGGCGAAUGCAUGAGGGGCAAUCUGCUGAAAUAAGUAUGGGACAAGCAGAUGAAGAGGAGCUGGACGCCUGCAAAUAUGCGAGAAUGACUAAAUUGCAACGAAUUCACGUGAUUCUGGAGCAUCGUGAGAGCCUUCUGGCGGAGUCUAUGGAGCUGAUAAGGAGUAUUCGUCGAAGAGGUCGACAUCUCGAAGCGACACUUGUCCCUUAUGCGGCAGAGUUUGCAACUUCCCUACACGACAAUCCUCCUUCGGUUUCCGGUGAGACGACAUCACCAAUUCCUUCCAACACAAUGGUUUGUCUCAUGUCGGCGGGACCUGCUGGCCUAAAUGGUUGUGAAGUGAUCUGGGUCCAACGGUCAGAGACGGUACAUGAGAUAGAAUGA
Protopolystoma xenopodis is the source of this 630-nucleotide messenger RNA. Lineage: Eukaryota; Metazoa; Platyhelminthes; Monogenea; Polystomatidea; Polystomatidae. The record is from the annotation of a GenBank genome assembly.